AGAGAGAGAGGGCGAUUUGAGGGCAUUCUUGGAGUGGAAUUGGAGGAUUUCUUCGCCGUGGAAGCUCGAGGAACAAGUCCGGACUUGAAGACUGAUCAUCUGAAGAUUCUUACUGCAGUCUCUCUCUUCUCUAUGGAGUAACUUCCCUUCACUUAGGUUUUGAGGAACCCUAGCUAUGUUUGUUUGAUUGGAUGAUUGUAUGA
Molecule: messenger RNA, 203 nt
Organism: Linum tenue
Lineage: Eukaryota; Viridiplantae; Streptophyta; Magnoliopsida; Malpighiales; Linaceae
Source: the annotation of a GenBank genome assembly